AUGUCUGAAGUCGUUGACGGUAACGUGAGAAUUGACAGAGUUUCCCCUGGUGAUGGUGCCACUUUCCCCAAGGCCGGUGAUUUGGUGACUAUUCACUAUACUGGUACAUUGGAAAACGGACAAAAAUUCGAUUCAUCAGUGGAUAGAGGUUCUCCAUUCCAAUGCAAUAUUGGUGUAGGUCAAGUUAUCAAGGGCUGGGAUGUUGGUAUUCCACGUCUUUCCGUUGGUGAAAAGGCACGUUUGACAAUUCCUGGUUCAUACGCCUACGGUCCACGUGGUUUCCCAGGACUUAUCCCACCAAAUGCUACAUUGGUCUUCGAUGUGGAAUUGUUGAAGGUGAAUUAG
Molecule: messenger RNA, 345 nt
Organism: Zygosaccharomyces rouxii
Lineage: Eukaryota; Fungi; Ascomycota; Saccharomycetes; Saccharomycetales; Saccharomycetaceae
Gene: FPR1
Product: peptidylprolyl isomerase FPR1
Exons: 1
Coding region: 1-345 (114 amino acids)
Molecular function (GO): peptidyl-prolyl cis-trans isomerase activity
Source: RefSeq, a predicted model, not a curated record